This is a messenger RNA of Lactuca virosa, 1002 nucleotides long. Lineage: Eukaryota; Viridiplantae; Streptophyta; Magnoliopsida; Asterales; Asteraceae. The record is from the annotation of a GenBank genome assembly.
AUGGAACAUCCUCCUUCGUCGGUUGUACAAGUGGUGGUGGUGGCUAGCUGCUGUGGAACGGUCUCAGAAGCGGGUGGUUCUCGUUGUCGCCGGCAGCAAGAAAGAGAGAAGAGGGGUGGCGAUCGGAGCGAUGAGGUAGACGAUACCCUCCCCCAAUUAGUGACCACCACCCACCUUCUUGUCGGUCAUGCAUUUGCAAAACGAACACCUCCAUCAGAGUUUCCAUACAAUCUGGUUCAAACCCACCUUACUGGCACGAGCGACUUGCUAUUUUCCUUUUUCGAAGAUCGUUACGCAGAUUUGGAAAUGGAAUCAGAUACAGAACAUAAUCAUAAUGGCAGUAGCAUGAUGAUCGAGCAGGAUGUUCCACUUCCACAUAGCAAGCAGAUUGAUCCAUCAAAAGCUCGCUUUCCAUACUGCAUAGUAUGGACACCACUCCCUGUUAUUUCAUGGCUCCUUCCUUUUGUUGGUCAUGUUGGGAUAGGCAAAGAGGAUGGAGUCAUCCUUGAUUUUGCAGGUCCAAAUUUCAUCUGUGUAGAUAACUUUGCAUUUGGAGCUGUGUCUCGAUAUGUCCAAAUCAACAAAGAAAAGUGCUCCAUCACUCCCAAUCCUUCAACAUCAACCAUGUUCAGAAGUGAAGAAGAGUAUAGACUAGUGGAAUCAGGAAGAAACCAAUACAACACAUGUGGAUGGGAUGAUGCCUUGAGAAAAAGCACACAAGAAUACCAACAUAAAACCUACAACAUCUUUACUUGCAACUGUCACUCAUUCGUGGCCAAUAAUCUAAAUCGGUUGGAGUUCCAGGGUGGCAGGUGGAAUGUGGUAAACUUGGCUGUAUUGAUCCUGUUGAAAGGUCAAUGGGUGGAUACAAAAUCUAUGGUUCGAUCUUGUCUUCCAUUCGUGUUCUUUUUCUUCAUUGGAAUCACCUUUGGAGGCUUACUGUUUCAAAAGCUUCAUACAGCUCUAGUGACUCUUUCAUGUGGAUCUUUUUACACAUCUUAG